Molecule: messenger RNA, 732 nt
Organism: Rhodotorula toruloides NP11
Lineage: Eukaryota; Fungi; Basidiomycota; Microbotryomycetes; Sporidiobolales; Sporidiobolaceae
Product: FAD dependent sulfhydryl oxidase Erv2
Exons: 5
Coding region: 1-732 (243 amino acids)
Cellular component (GO): mitochondrion
Molecular function (GO): flavin adenine dinucleotide binding; flavin-dependent sulfhydryl oxidase activity
Source: RefSeq, a predicted model, not a curated record
AUGAUCCGCCUGCUCAGCCAACACCGCUUCCCGCUCGCCAUCGUCGGAGCCGCCCUCAUCCUCCUCGUUCUCUCGGCGCUCGCUUUGCGCUCGUCGUUCGACUCGCCAGACGCGCACAACGCACUCUGGGCACCGGGGAGUGUCGGACUCGUGUACGGAUCGAACGGGCGGACGAACGAGGGCAGAGAGGCGUUUGCGCAGACAAGUUCGAAGGGCUGGGAGGAGGACGUUGCAGAUUCGCUCAAGCAUGGAGACGUGAUCAUGCCAAAGCUGGGGAACGCGACGGCAAAAGCUGAACUAGGUCGGGCGUCUUGGAAACUGCUACACACGAUGGCCGCCCGCUUUCCCGAGAAGCCGACGGAGAACGAGCGCGACACGUUCAAGUCGUUUCUCUACCUCUUCUCGCGGCUGUACCCUUGCGGCGAGUGCGCAGCGGAGUUCCAGCAACUCCUGAAGAAGCACCCACCUCAGACCUCCUCUCGCGGCUCCGCCUCCCUCUACCUCUGCCACCUACACAACCUCGUCAACCUGCGCCUCGGCAAACCCGAGUUCGACUGUGGCGUCAAUCUGCGGGACGUGUAUGAUUGUGGAUGCGCGGAUGAUGAGGAUGAGGAAGGCAGGGUAGGAGGCAAGAGGCGGGAGGAGAAGGAGGAGGGGAGGAACGUAAUAGCGGCGACUCCACAAGGUGAGAGGCGGGAUCCGGAUACAGGAUUGGAGCUGGUCGGUGGUUGA